AUGUAAUCAGAACUUGAGAUUUAGGCAGUGAUAGGAUUCACAGGUAUAUAAAAUUGAUAUAUUAUAAGGGAAAAUAAUUCAAGGGUUAGUUUUACAUCCAGAUAAUGAGGUAUGAUAUAAUUAAUAGUUCAAAGCAUAUUCUUUAUCCAUUAGGUUCUACUAUAGUAGUUAGACAUAUAAUUACAAGACAAUAAACAUUUUUAAGGUAUGGAAAUGUGAUAUAUUAAAUUAGAGGACAUGAUAAUUAGAUCUCUGUAAUAACAGUUUCCAGAAGUGGAGAUUAUGUUGCAUCUGGAUAGAAAACAUAUAUGGGGUUUUAAGCUGAUAUAAUAAUUUGGGAUUUCAAGGAUAGAAGCAUGAUUCAUAGAUUGAAAUUACAUAAGGUGUUGAUUCAGUCUCUCAGUUUUUCAUUCAAUGAAUUAUAUUUGGCAUCAUUAGGAGGAAUUGAUGAUAAAAAUAUGUUAAUUAUUUGGGAUAUUAAGGCAGGGAAGGCUUUAUAUGGAACUCCAAAUAGAGAUCCUGUUAAUUAAGUCUAGUUUUACAAUUAAUCAGAUGAAAAGAUGAUUGCAGUUUUAAAUACUGGAGUUUAGAUUUUAACAAUAGACAAAUAAAAUAAAAAGGUAUGA
This is a messenger RNA of Paramecium primaurelia, 626 nucleotides long. The record is from the annotation of a GenBank genome assembly. NCBI's taxonomy places the organism in Eukaryota, Ciliophora, Oligohymenophorea, Peniculida, Parameciidae.